AGUCUGAGGAGAAUCUGGUCUGAAUGAGAGCAGCUCGUCUAACAGCCUGAGUUUAACUGUGUGAUGUCCGACUGGGAAACCGACUACGACGAGGAUGGCGGUGCAGUUUCAAAGCCUUCACCUGUCCUCACAGCCCCGCGCACAGACUGGAAGGUUCCCUCACACGGCGGUGGUAAAGAAAGUGUGUGUUUUGGAGGGAAGCGUGGAGGGAGAGUGGAGGGAGACGGAGCCCAGUGGCGAAACUGGAGGGAGCGGGACAGGGACACCGGCUCCGCCGAGGGAAGUGACUCUAACCGGGGGAGGUUCAGAGCACAGAGCGGUGCUGCUAGAUCAGCUUCCACACCACCUCUCACCGUCAGUAUAGACAGCUCUAUGAUUGGCAGAGUCAUAGGUCGAGGCGGUGUGAAAAUUCGGGAACUGGAGGAGACUAGUGGAGCCAGAAUAAAGAUUGAUCAUGGAGAUUAUGAGGGCAAGGUGCUGAUCUUUGGCAGCAGUGAAGUUCAGCAGAAAGCCAAAGAUCUGAUAGAGGAGCUGAUCUCACCCGAUCCAGUCCAGGGGGCAGGUCUUUAUAAUGGUUCAAGGAGUGACUCCUGCUGGUCAGCAUCUGCACUCCAGUCUUCAUCUACUGCUUCCUCUUCUGCUCCCAUAGACUGGAACGCCAUAAGAGAGAACAAACAGAAAUAUGAGACUCUAAAAUGGCAAGAUCUUCCACCCCUGAAAAAAGAUUUCUAUAUUGAGGAUGAGGCGGUGGCCAGGCGCAGUGCAGAGGAGGUCAAAGCAUGGAGAAAAAAGAACAAUAAUAUUUUUGUGGAUGAUCUGAAAGAGGAAAUGAAAAGAGCCAUCCCUAAUCCUGUGUACACGUUUGAAGAGGCUUUUGCUUGCUACCCUGAAAUAAUGGAAAACAUAGUAAGAGUGGGGUUUCAAAAGCCAACACCCAUUCAGUCCCAGGCAUGGCCUGUUGUUCUCAGUGGGCUGGAUUUGAUUGGCAUUGCUCAGACUGGAACUGGAAAAACUCUGUCCUAUUUGCUUCCAGGUUUCAUUCACAUGGACCAGCAGCCUGUGCCCAGAGACAAGCGAAGCGGCCCUGGAAUGCUGGUCUUGACUCCGACUCGAGAACUGGCACUUCAGAUCGAAGUAGAGUGCAGCAAGUACAGCUACAAAGGCUAUAAAAGUAUUUGUGUUUAUGGAGGAGGGGACAGACGAGCUCAAAUUAAGACAGUGUCCAGCGGUGUUGACAUUGUGAUUGCCACACCGGGACGACUAAAUGAUUUACAGAUGAACGAGUUGAUCAACCUACGUUCUAUUACUUACUUGGUAUUGGAUGAGGCAGACCGAAUGUUGGAUAUGGGCUUUGAGCCUCAAAUUAUGAAAAUAAUUUUGGACAUUCGACCCAACAGACAAACGGUUAUGACCAGUGCUACUUGGCCAACUGGUGUGAGGCGUUUGUCCAAAUCUUACCUGAAAGACCCCAUGAUGGUGUAUGUGGGCACUUUAGAUCUGGCGGCAGUGGAUACAGUCCAGCAGACGGUAUUGGUAGUGCAGGAGGAGGAGAAGAAGUCGUACAUCUUCGACUUUAUUCACAAUAUGGAGGGACAGGACAAAGUGUUAAUAUUUGUUGGAAAAAAGAUUGUAGCAGACGACCUGUCCAGCGAUCUUUGUCUGCAGGGAAUUAAAGUUCAAUCCCUGCAUGGAGACAGAGAGCAGUGUGACCGAGAAGAGGCUUUGCAAGACUUCAAAGAUGGACAUGUACGUAUCCUGGUGGCCACUGACCUGGCCUCUCGAGGACUGGAUGUUCAUGACAUUACGCAUGUCUUUAACUACGACUUUCCUCGCAACAUUGAAGAGUACGUGCAUAGAGUUGGUCGAACCGGCCGUGCAGGGCGGUCUGGAGCUUCUAUAACCCUGAUUACUAGAGCUGAUUGGAAGACUGCAGCCGAACUUAUACACAUCUUGGAAAGAGCCGGCCAGGAGGUACCAGAUGAUCUAGUACUGAUGGCUGAACGCUAUGACAAACACCAGCGGGAGAAGGAGAUGUUCUCUUCUAAACCCCAAGGACAGGGAUGGGGACGAAGAGGAGGGACAAGAAAUGGAUUCAAAGAAAACUCGAAUCGGCGCUUCUGAUCAAUGAAGGGGGAAGAGGCCAAUCAAGUUCAUCAGGCACCACCCUUAAGUUUUUGUUGCUUUUUUCCUAAGGAGCCUGAAUAUUGUUUACUUUAAUGGUUCCAUGUUAUAUUUUCUUUUCCUGGUUGAUUAAAUUAUUAUUUUCAGUUUUCAUCCAUCUAAAAUGAGAAAAUGUGUGUAAUUAAUAAUAAACAGAAAUGUCAUGUUCAAGUGACAAAUAAAUAUUUCUCAGAAUCCAAAUAA
Trichomycterus rosablanca is the source of this 2364-nucleotide messenger RNA. RefSeq names its product DEAD (Asp-Glu-Ala-Asp) box polypeptide 43 (gene ddx43). Gene Ontology annotation, molecular function: ATP binding; RNA binding; RNA helicase activity. The coding region runs from base 64 to 2121 and encodes 685 amino acids. The transcript is spliced from 17 exons. Lineage: Eukaryota; Metazoa; Chordata; Actinopteri; Siluriformes; Trichomycteridae. The record is from RefSeq and is a predicted model, not a curated record.